AUGGGAUGUUUGCUUCAAAACGCUCUCAAAAUUGAGCAAUAUUUUAUGACUAAUGUAUAUAACAAUACUAAUAACUCUUCAUUGUUACUAAAUAAUAAUACAUCACCGUUUCUCUAUCUAAUAUCACGUGCUGUUACGGAUAGUAUUAGCAGUAGUUAUUAUUAUAAUCAACAACAACAUCAAUCUAAUUUUACUUCAUCAUGGUCAACAGUUACAGCAACAUUUGUAUCUGAUGAUGCAUCAUUAGUUCGAUAUAAAAAUUGGUAUCGUAAUUAUCAUGGAUAUUUUAGUGCAAUUGUCUGUUUAUUCGGUUUAACAUGUAAUUUAUUUAAUAUUAUCGUUUUAACUCGACCAUCGAUGCGUUCAACAACAAAUACAAUUUUAACAAGUUUAGCAAUUAGUGAUUUAUUAAAAAUGUUAUUUGUAUUACCAGCUGCCAUUUUAUUCUAUUGUAUACCAUCUAAAUUAGAUGAAAAAAGUGAACCGGAUUUUACAAAUUAUUUUCAAGUUCAUUUUUAUAUGAUACAAAUGUUAUUUACAUUAACUCUUCAUUGUAUAAGUACAUGGUUAACUGUAUUAUUAGCUGCAUUUCGACAUAUAUUUUUAACUUGUAAAACAUUAACAGCCUACGUUUCAACACCUGGUCGAGCAUUAGCCGGUGUUAUAUGUAUUGUUAUAUUUUGUACAAUACUUUGUGUACCAUCAUUUAUUGAACAUGAAAUUGUUGCUGAUACUGGUGAAAAAUUAACAAUUUUUAAUAGAACUUCCAUUCAAAUAAAACCGAUAACAUAUAAAUUUAUUGAAACAGAAUUUAGUAGUAAAUUAUCAUUACGUGAUACAGUUUUUGUUUUACAUGCAAUUGUAUUUAAAUUAAUACCAUGUAUUCUAUUAUUAUUUUUUAGUUUUUUAUUAAUUCGUCAAUUACGUCAAGCUUUAAAAAAAGCUGAAAUUGUUAGUAAACAUUCACAACAUUCAUCAACAAUUACAACAAUACGAGCAAAACGUGGUAGACGACGAGAAAAAGAAAAUCGUCGUACAACAUUAAUGUUAGUCAUUGUUUGUGUCUUAUUUCUUGUUACAGAACUUCCACAAGGAGCAAUAUUAUUUUUAAGUUUUAUAUCAGAAAAUAAAUCAAAAUAUUAUUAUCAAAUAUAUCAAUUACUUGGUGAUACAUUCGAUAUUCUUGCAUUAAUUAAUAAUUCAGUUAAUUUUAUUCUAUAUUGUUCGAUGAGUCGUGCAUUUCGAGAUACAUUUCGACAAACAUUUUUUUUAUGGAAACAAAGUGACCAACAUGAAACAAAAAUACCUGUUGUUGUUCAAUCAACACCGAUAAAUCGUCAAUUAAGUUGUGUUGUUCGUACACCAGCCUUUGGUAUUGGUAAUAAUAAAAGUGAAUAUGAACCUGUGAAACAAAUAUGUGAUACUGACUAUCGAUUUAGUAUAUUUACAGCAUCAACAGCACUCGGCGGAAGUGAUAAACAUGUAGUAGCCACAAUAUCAAAUGAUAGUGAUGAAACAUCAACAACAAAAAAUAUCAAUAAUAGUGGUUUGAUCAAACCCAAUUUAUCAUCAUCAACAACGAAUACUACUAGUGCAACCUCAACAGCAACAAUUAAUUUAAAUCAAAAUCAAAAUACAUUUACACAAGUCAUACCAACAACAAUCUUCGUCAAAACAAGUGAAACGAUUACAGAAGAUCAAAAAAAUUCUUAUGAACAGCAACAACCAUUCCUCAGAACUGAACAGUUCAUUGAGACAAGACAAAGUUUGAUGCCGACACAUCAAGAUAUUUCAACUUUGACCGAUUCAUCAUUAAAACAAGCAGUUCAUCUUGCAUUAACUUGUGUUGAUAAUGAUCUAUCCACAGUAUCAUCUGAUUCUACACGAUUAUUAUCCACUACAGUUUCUGAUCUAAAAUCAGGUACCACAUGCGAUUUAGGACGAGUGAUGACGACCGCAACAAAUUUACGUUGUGAAAAUUGUUUAAAACUACGUCAGCAAUUAACGAUACUAAUUUAUGAAGUAUUAAAUUUAGAAAAUACUAUGGAAUCAAAAAUAUGUGAAUAUGUUCAAGAACGUUUAAAUGAAAUAGCUAUUAGUAAACAAUUAACACUGUUGAAUAGUACAAAACAACAAGAACAAUUAACAAAUAAUAUAUGUGACAGUCAAACAACAAAUGAUACUUCAACAAUUAUUGACACAAAAAACACGAUCAAUAGUAAUACGUCCAAUCAAGAAAAUGAACGUUUAACAAUACAUGGUUUAUCUAAUCCAUUAAAUACUAGUACAACAGCACAAAAUAAUAACAAUAAUACAAAUUUAAAUGGUAGUUCAGUUUCAAGUGGUCGUAUUUCAUUGGCUAGUAAAAGUGGCGGUGGUAGUGAUCAUAAGUAUAAACCAAGUCGACGGACUAUAAUAAACGGUGGCAAUGGUGCAGUUGUAAGCGACGUUUCAAUUGGCAAUAAUUUAUUGAUAAGUAAUAUUCGAAAUCAGAAUAAUGUAAACGGAAAUAAUAAAUAUCGUGCCGAACGAACGUUAACAUUUGAAAAUGUUAUUAUUGGUGAUAGUACAUUGAAAUAUUUAGAUCCAGCUCGAUUUGAUAUUGAACGAAAAACAUAUAUAAAAACAAUGCGCGGUAAACGUGUUGCUCAAGCAUUAGAAUUUAUUCAAACAACACGUUUUAUUGGAACAAAAAAGAUUAUGUUUCAUAUUGGUACAAAUGAUUUGAAUCGCGAUAAAUUAAGUGAACAAGAAGUAAGUGAACAAAUUAAAGAGUUAAUUGUUACAACAAAAACUGUCAGUCCACUAAGUGAAGUGUAUAUAUCGUUAAUUUUUCCAAAACAAGGCAAUGAAGAAAGUCGUUUAAAAACUGAUAAAUUAAAUUAUUUAUUACAAAGUAUGACAUCACCAGAAUUAAAAGUAUUCGUUAUUCAACAUUUUAAUAUUUUACCUGAUACUCGUGGAUGUUUCGAAGAUUCAACUCAUUUAUCAAAAGCGAAAGGUACAAUGUUAUUUGAAGAAAAUAUUAAAAUUGCUAUGGGUCUAAAACGUAUAACAAAUUCAACAAUAAUAAAUAAUAACAAUUAUAAUUCUAUAAAUGUAUUACGUCCAUCAUCAUCAAAACUACCGAGACAACCGACAUUUUUACAACAACAAACAUCAUCAACAAAUCAAUUGGGUUUGAAACAAUCAACAACACAAAAUCAAACGAUAAACACAACAAUACCCUUUAAUAUUAACAAUAAUGCAUUUCAAAAUAUGUCUACAAUGAAUGCUAAUUUAAAUUUAUUAAAUGCACAUACCUUAGGUGCUUAUUUAAGUUUUCUCGUUGGUGGUUUUCGAUCUUAA
Didymodactylos carnosus is the source of this 3348-nucleotide messenger RNA. NCBI's taxonomy places the organism in Eukaryota, Metazoa, Rotifera, Eurotatoria, Philodinida, Philodinidae. The record is from the annotation of a GenBank genome assembly.